AUGCCGGCACUGGACCCUACCCUCGUCGUCGGCUCGUUUAACGCGUACGAAAUCUGCUCGCUCGACGAUCUUCGGUGCGGCUUUGGCACGUACCCGGAUGUCGCGACGCUAGCGACGCACAAGGAAGACGUGACGCUCGAGGUUGUCGGGUCGGCGUUCCCACACCUCCAGCUACAGCUCGGUCUGAAAAACCUUGUCGUGCUCAUCGACUGCGAAGAGAUUUCUUUGGACGACCUCGUCGCGCAACUGAGUCCGCUGCUGCAGUCGACCACGAUGACCAAGAUCAUCUUUGAUGCCCACCGCAUGGGUGCUGCUCUCGCAUCUCUUUCCCUCCCGCCGCUCGCAUCGGUCUUGGAUCUGCAGAUUGCCAUGGAAGUGACGACAAAGGAGUAUACGGCGUCGUUUACGUCGAUGGUGUCGCGUCAUAACCUCAAGCCGCACCCCCACCCGCACUAUCUGCAAGCGUUCAAGAAGCCUCCUUGCUCGGACGAUGUCGUCAUUCGGGCAGCGGUUUGGACCUCGUAUUUGCUCCACGAGGCCGCCAAGCCUAUUCGCAUUGCCAUGGCGUCGACGACGUCGGCGUGGCGCGCUGCGUCGAUGGAGCGCGUCACGAACGCCAUGGCGGCCAAGGGCGUCCGCACGCUGAGCUUUGAUGUCGAGCAGAAGCACAAGUUUGCCUCGUACGAGGUGCUGCACCAUCUGCGGCCGUCGAGCUUGGCGAAAAGCACGCCGCUCGUGGUCCACGAAGACAUGGGCGACGUCUUUGCGCUGCUGCCGCCCGAGUUUGCCGCGCCGCUUCAAACACCGGACGUGGCCGCCAAUCUCCUCGACAUUGUGUUGGACCUCGGGCGGCGGCCGUGGGCGUGGGUCAACGGCGCGCGCUUCUUCCUCUUGCCCAAGGACGAGGCGCGCGUCGUGUGCCAGAACGACCUCGAUCUGAUUGUCGACCGCGUCGGCGGCUUUGGCAGCGACGACCGCGCCGGCCUCGAGCGCCAACUGCACCGUAUUAGUGCUGUGCGCAACCGGUCGAACGAGAUUAUCGGCCUCACGAUCCGCGAGGACAAGAACAUUCUCUUCCUCGGCGAACCUGGCUGCGGCAAAACCACGAUUGUCCGCGAAGUCUCUCGGCAGCUCGCGACCAAGUACAACGUCUGCAUCGUCGACACGAGCAACGAGAUUGCAGGUAGCGACGGCAACAUUCCGCACAUGUGCGUGGGCUUGGCGCGCCGCAUGAUGGUGCCGUCGCUCGACAAGCAAGCCGCCGUGAUGGUCCAAGUGGUCCAGAACCACACGCCCGAGGUCAUGGUCAUUGACGAGAUUGGCCGCCCGAACGAAGUCGAGGCCGCGCGCACGUGCAAGCAGCGCGGUGUGCGCAUCGUGGCCUCGGCGCACGGCGACCUGCGCAAGCUGCUCAAGAACAAGCCGCUGCGAGGGCUUGUGGGUGGCAUUCAGAACGUGACGCUCAGCGACAAGACGGCCAGGGAGCAGCAGCUGAAGAACGACGGCGACUCGCUGCGGAAGACUGUGGCCGAGCGCGGCGGUGCACCGAUCUUUGAGGUGAUUGUGGAGCUCCGGCGCGGGCAGUACGACACGUGGCGCAUCAUUUCGAACGCGGCGGACGCGGUCGAUGCCAUUUUGAGCAACACUGACUACGAGACCCAAGUGCGCACGCGGACCGCCGACGGCAAUGCGUUUUUGUUCAACACGGAGAAGCUCUAA
Molecule: messenger RNA, 1719 nt
Organism: Saprolegnia parasitica CBS 223.65
Lineage: Eukaryota; Oomycota; Saprolegniomycetes; Saprolegniales; Saprolegniaceae
Exons: 3
Coding region: 1-1719 (572 amino acids)
Molecular function (GO): nucleic acid binding; ATP hydrolysis activity
Source: RefSeq, a predicted model, not a curated record